UUAGAUCGACGGUUGAAGUGAAACAGGAAUUUCUAUGGGCUGAAAUGCCAUUUUCUCUUAAAGGUAUCUGUGACCUUGUUUAGUGUGGUGAAAGAUGAUCCGUAAAUCCUACAUAGUUGAGGAAUCAACUACAGCUAUUCUCUUAUCAAACUUCAGUCAAAUAGAAAUAAUCAACUGACACGCCGACAAGAUAUGGAAACUAAUGAUGUUAAAUCAUUACUUCAGUGUGUUGUGUGUGAUGAGAUCUUUCAAAAACUUGAUGAUUUAGAAAAACACAAUAAAAUACAUGUUAAAGAAGAGAAAACUGAUGAUGUAGAUGAAUACUGUCAUGUUCAUUUUGAAGAAGAUAAAACUUAUGAUGUAGAUGACCAUGUUAAAGAUGAUGUAGAUGAAUAUUGUCAUGUCAAAGAAGAGAAAACUGAUAAUACUGAACCAGUUCAUCAGGGUGAUGAGAGGUUUAAAUCUGACACUGAUUUGAUUAAACAUUGUAAAAUACAUGUUGACAAAGAACAGAAAACUUGUAAUGAUAGUGAAGAUUUGAAUAGUGAUUUAGGCCUACAAUCAGCUGACAGUCAGAGUAGUGAUGUAGGCCUACAAUCAGCUGACAUUCAGGGUAAUGAUGUAGGCCUACAAUCAGCUGACAUCCAGGGUAGUGAUGUAGGCCUACAAUCAGCUGACCGUCAUGCUGUAGCAAACCGUUAUAAAUGUGAAGUUUGUUUCAAAUCUUUUACUCAUAGAUGUAACCUACAGAGACACAUGCGAUGUCACACCGUAGAAAAACCCUAUAAAUGUGGUGUUUGUGAUAAAUCAUUUAACAAGAGUACUGGUCUACUGGAACACAUAAAAAUUCAUACAAGCGUGAAACCAUAUAAAUGUGAUGUUUGUAGUAAAUCAUUUAAUCAGAAUGGUAAUCUACAGGAACACAUGAGAAUUCAUACUGGUGAUAAACCUUAUAAAUGUGAUGUUUGUAGUAAAUCAUUCACUACCAGUAGUAAUCUACAGGGUCAUUUGAGAACCCAUAGUGGUGAAAAACCUUAUGGGUGUCAUGUUUGUGGUAAAUCGUUUGCUGGUAGUAGUACUUUAAAGAAACAUAUGAGAAUUCAUACAGGUGAAAAACCGUAUAAGUGUGAUGUUUGCACUCGAUCUUUUUCCGCAAGUUUUAACCUACGAAGACACACAAAAACUCAUAUCGGAGAGAAAACGUAAUAGAGCACAUAAAAUGACCAAAUAUAGAUGUGCUCAAAAAUCGAUUUUGCUAAUUAUCCAAAACAGUCUCAGUCGUUGUUGUUUGUCAGCUUCACUCUCAGUAUUGUCUGAGAAAGUUCGUUAGGAUUUUCCUGCGUAUUUCCCCCUUUAUUAUUGGUGCAGGACUGGCAAGAGACAAUGUAUACCGAGUAGUCAUUAGGCGUAAGAGAACCUUUCGCAGCUGGAAUUUGAUAUAAGAGUAGGCCAUAGUACCGCUGUCCGAGAAAAAUAUCCCUCAUACAUGUACAUGUAGCACACUGUAUGGAGUUUGCCAUCUUCAUUAGCCCAGUCUGAGCAGAACAGUAGGACGUUAAAUCCCAUGUCAUUUCAAUUCUUGUAUAAAUCAAUCUCAGUCGUUGUUGUUUGUAUUUAUUCUUCCUUCAGCAGCAGUAGCAGCAAUAAGAAAUCUUGAUCAACUAUCUGUCUUGGAGUCUCAAACAGGGGUUUAAAUGGGCUUUAAAAGGGACUUCUCAGAAAAUUAAUUACCCAGUCCGGAAAAGAAAUAUCGUUCUUUUGCCCAAAUACAAAGGGAUAGACAGCGACAGCUGGAAUUUUUUGCAAAGAAGGGUGCCCAAAAAGUACAGGUUUCUGUGACCUCCAGUAAAAAGGAUGCGGGUGUUCAAAAUGUUCGGGAUACUAACGAUGUUUCAGGUUUUAGUGCCAAAUGCACCAGUAGUCAAGACUCAAGAUCACAGAUUUAGACAUUUUAGGCCUUACAGCAGGAAUCCUUUGUACAGGAAUAGAAAUUAUUAUCGUGAAAAUAGUUAUAGAUUAUGUUAUUUUGAAUAAUGGAAAAAUAAGGAUUUUGAUUGUAUUAAUGAUUAAAACACGGGGACAUGUUUUUGUUUGAAAUAAUUUAAAGGUGGAUACACAUGACUAAUGUAUAGGUCAUAUGUUAUUUUAUUAUUGUUUAAUUCUAUUUUUAAUUUCAAAUCUAUAUUUUAACAUUCAUUAAUGCUUGGUUUGUCAUUAGAAGCAGACAACAAUUAAUUUGUCACUCCAUAUAAAUUAUGACAGGCUGGCAACUAGAGUGUUUGAUCUGUUCAGUUUCUUUAACUAUUGUUUUAAAUGGCUUAAGACUUAAUCCUUCAAUAAUUAUAUGCUUAUUUCAACACUUUCAUAGUAACUAAUUUAUAUAAAAAGACAAGUGUAUGUAGGAUGAAUUAUACAGUAGUUGUAGAGACCAACUUAGUUGGAGGACUGAUUUAUAGGAAGUUAUAAGUUAUAAGUUGUUUACUUGUUGCUGUUAUUUAUUUGCUCCUGAAAUAAAGUGUUGAAAAUCUAUUCAAAGAAUCUGUAAUCAUUUCCAAUACUUAGAGAACACACUCCACGCGAUACAUUCCCUGAAAGUCGAACCAUGUUAUGAGCAUGAAAGGGCUACUUAAUAAUAUGAAAUGAAAUGGAGUUUAACGUCCUACUGUUGGGCUAAUGAAGACGGGUAUACGCCAUACAGUGUGCCAUGAGGGAAAUUUUGUCUGGACAGUGCACUACAGCCUACGCUUACAUCGAAUUCCACCUGUCAAGGAAUCUUUUACGUUUAUUCCAAUGUGUACACAGGACCUCGUUUUGUCAUCCCAUCCGAAUGACUACACAGCUAACCUUGUCAGGCCCUCUGUCCUGCAUCACUGACAAAGGGGAAUCACACCGGAAAAUCUGGAUGAACUCUUUCGGGCGAUGCAGGGAUCGAACACCUACAUGUAACCUCCAGACUAGCGAGCCGGCGUCUUACCCACUUAAUCACUCCCGCUACAUAAUGAAGUGAAAUUGGGUUUAACAUCCUUCUGUUGUGCACCGACUAGGCUAAUGAAGAUGGGCAUAUGCAAUACAGUGUGCUACAAGGGAAAUUUUGCCCCGACAGUAGCGCUACAGCCUACUCUUAUAUAUUGAAUUCCAACUGCCAAGGGAUCUUUUACAUGCACGCCAAUGUGUACAUGGGACCUUGGUUUUUUAUGCCAUCCGAAAGACUAGACAGCUGUAGUUUUUGUCACACCCUCCGUCCUACGGACAAGGGGAAACCACCUGGAUAAAAUCCUGAGGAACUGUCUCCGCCAAUACCGAGAAUGAACCAGCGACCUCCAGGCUAGCGAACCAGUGCCUUACUCACUUAGCCACUGUUGUUCCAGGCUACUUAUUGAUCUUGGUUCACUUGGUUAGUCAUUAGAAGUAGACAGCAAUUAAUUUGUCAGUCGAUUUAAAUAACUAAACUGGGUGGUCUGUUAAGUUUCUUUUACUAUUGUUUAAAUGACUUAAUCCUUCAAUAAUUAUAUGUUUAUGUCAAUACUUUCAUAGUAACUAAUUUAUAUAAAAAGAAAAAUGUAUGUAAGAUGAAUUAUAGUUGGAGAGACCAGCUGAGGGAACCUAUAUACCAGUUGGAGGACCAAUUUAUAGGAAGUUAUAAGUUGUUUACUUGUUGCUGUUAUUUAUUUGCUCUUGAAAUAAAGUGUUGAAGAUCUAUUCGAAAAAUCUGUAUUCAUUUCCGAUACUUAGAGAACACACUCGACCAGAUACAUUUCCUGAAA
Messenger RNA from Patella vulgata (common limpet), 3764 nucleotides. Its product is annotated as zinc finger protein 227. The record is from RefSeq and is a predicted model, not a curated record. The transcript has 2 exons. Gene Ontology annotation, cellular component: nucleus. Lineage: Eukaryota; Metazoa; Mollusca; Gastropoda; Patellidae. Bases 193 to 1206 code for a protein of 337 amino acids.